Molecule: messenger RNA, 669 nt
Organism: Kluyveromyces marxianus DMKU3-1042
Lineage: Eukaryota; Fungi; Ascomycota; Saccharomycetes; Saccharomycetales; Saccharomycetaceae
Gene: TEM1
Product: Ras family GTPase TEM1
Exons: 1
Coding region: 1-669 (222 amino acids)
Biological process (GO): regulation of exit from mitosis
Cellular component (GO): spindle pole body
Molecular function (GO): GTP binding; GTPase activity
Source: RefSeq, a predicted model, not a curated record
AUGUCCACAGAUAAGGUACCGAGUCUUAGACACCAAGUGAGGGUUAAAGUCGGGCUCAUAGGCGAUGCCCAGGUUGGCAAAACGUCAUUGAUGGUGAAGUACGUCCAAAAUGUGUUUGACGAAGAGUAUACGCAGACUUUAGGGGUUCAUUAUCUCGAGAGGAAAGUAGUACUGGGCUCGACAGAUGUGAUAUUCUCCAUUAUGGAUCUUGGAGGACAGAGAGAGUUCAUUAACAUGCUGCCGCUUGUUUCCGAGGGGGCAGUGGCCAUAGUCUUUUUGUUUGAUCUGACACGUCCCGAAACGCUGAAUUCGAUUAAGGAAUGGUAUCGUCAAGCAAGAGGAUUUAACGAGACGGCUAUAUCGAUUCUUGUGGGGACAAAGUACGAUCUGUUCGUAGAAAUGGAUUCUAAGUACCAGGAAGAAGUCUCUAGAACUGCCAUGAAAUACGCACAGGUGAUGAAGUCGCCCCUAAUAUUUAGCUCCACGCAAUCGUCGAUUAAUGUUCAAAAAAUCUUCAAAGUCGUGAUAGCAAAGGCUUUCAAUCUAACGUUGAAAGUCCCGGAAUAUAAGCAGAUUGGCGAGCCACUGCUGAUAUACAAAUCGCUUGGGCCCACGCGACCUCCAUCGCCAAAUAAGCGACAGGUACACACUCCCCCACCAUCCUCUUGA